CGCUGCAAGGUGAGACCCUGCGGCUGUCUGCGUUUUCUCUCUGUUCUGUUCUUGCCCACAACAAGCAGAAGAACGGAAGGAGGCGGAGGAGAAGAGGAGAGCAUAGCUGCUAUCAAGCGAUCGAUCGCUGAUCAUGGCGUUGAACAACGGUUUGAGAUCUGCAUCAAAGCUAAUUGCUUCCUCAUCUGAGUCGUUUCUCUCCAAAUCAGUGAGCAGAGGAAUCCACUCAACCGGGGUAAAGAGGAUGGGAGGGGGACACGGGCAUGGGCACGACGAGCCAUACUACCUUCAUGCCAAGCACAUGUACAAUUUGGACAGGAUGAAGCACCAGAAGCUGAAGAUGACGCUUGCAGUUUGGACCGCUUUCAGCAUAGGUGUUGCAGUCCCCGUCUAUGCUGUUAUCUUCCAGCAGAAGAAAACUGCCUCGGCCUAGACCAAUGGUACAAUAGCCCCAGUUAUGGUAUCUUGUGUUAUGGCUUUCACUGGGUUCACCAAUUGAACAUUCUUGUCAGUCUUCUUUUUUGGGUUAAGCUGACAGACCACAUAACAUAAAUCGUGUGACUGUUGGGUCGUACUGAGAUCAGCCAAUAUCAUGCGGAGACUUCAAAUAGUUGUUUGAGCUCUUACCCUAAUUAUUCCUCAA
Molecule: messenger RNA, 643 nt
Organism: Punica granatum (pomegranate)
Lineage: Eukaryota; Viridiplantae; Streptophyta; Magnoliopsida; Myrtales; Lythraceae
Source: RefSeq, a predicted model, not a curated record